Scylla paramamosain (green mud crab) is the source of this 6080-nucleotide messenger RNA. RefSeq names its product TBC1 domain family member 13-like. Gene Ontology annotation, biological process: activation of GTPase activity; intracellular protein transport. The transcript is spliced from 10 exons. NCBI's taxonomy places the organism in Eukaryota, Metazoa, Arthropoda, Malacostraca, Decapoda, Portunidae. Gene Ontology annotation, molecular function: GTPase activator activity. The coding region runs from base 45 to 1280 and encodes 411 amino acids. The record is from RefSeq and is a predicted model, not a curated record.
GCGGCACCAAAACAACACGCGGCCAUCACAUCUACACCGCAUCUAUGGUUCACAGAAUCAUGGCUGCAUACAAAGCGAGGCUGUUGGAGUUCGACGCGCUACUGAAAGAGGAGACGAUAGACGUGGGGCGCCUGCGGGACCUGUGCUUCAGUGGAGUGCCAGAUGAAGGGGGCCGACGAGCACUGUGCUGGAAGUUGCUGCUCCACUACCUCCCCCUUGACAGGACGCAGUGGAACGACACACUCAACAAAAAGAGGGCACAGUACAACCACUUUGUCGAGGAGAUGGUGGUUGAGCCGGCCAGACUGAGCAAGAAUGGCAGCGGCAACAACCACGUGGACGACCACCCGCUCAACCCCAACCCUGAGUCACAGUGGGGGUCCUUCUUCAAAGACAAUGAGGUCCUUGCACAGAUUGAUAAAGAUGUCAGACGGUUGUGUCCCGACAUCAUGUUCUUCCAGCGAGGGACACAAUUUCCCUGCGAGGUGAUUGUGAAUGACCCAGAGGUGGAGAGACUGCACCGCCGGGUGACUCACUCCUCCCUUACCGCCACAGCUGUCACCAGGAAGGGCCUUGGCAUCACCAAGCUGGAGGCAUCAAACAGGAGAAGUGCCCAGACUGAAGACUACCACCCUCUGCCGCCGGGCUCAGAGGCUCACUGGGAGGUGGUGGAGAGGAUCCUGUUCAUCUAUGCCAAGCUCAACCCUGGCCAGUCUUAUGUGCAGGGCAUGAAUGAGAUUAUUGGGCCAAUCUACUAUACAUUUGCCAAUGAUCCAAAUAUUGCUUUCAGAGAAAAUGCAGAGGCAGACUGCUUCUGGUGCUUCAUAUCCCUGAUGGGAGAGAUCCGGGACUUCUUUAUCCGCACGCUGGAUGACAGUGAGAGCGGCAUUGGUGCCAUGAUGGAGCGCCUCAUGUCCAACCUGCGGCACCAUGACCACCAGCUGUGGAACAGACUCAGGACACAGGAGCUCCGGCCUCAGUUCUUCAGCUUCAGAUGGCUCACUCUGCUGCUGUCCCAGGAGUUUGACCUGCCAGACGUGAUACGAGUGUGGGAUUCUCUGUUUGCUGAUGCCAAUCGCUUCAGUUACCUGAUCCAAGUCUGCACAGCAAUGAUGGUAUUGCAAAGAGAUGUUAUGCUGCAGAACGAUUUUGGCUCCAAUAUGAAAAUUCUGCAGCACUACCCUCCAGUGGAUGUCCAGGCACUGCUCAGCAAAGCCACUGAACUGAAGGAAGGACAAGAACCUCCCAGUGAUCCUUCUCUCCCAGAGGACUCAAGUUGACCAAUGGAGGAGGACUGUGAGGCCAACAGGUAGUAUUACUGGUACCACAAAACAAGGAAUAGUGAGUGAUUUUUGUUUGUUAUAUUGUUAUUGUCAUGUAUUCAGAGACUUGUUAUUCCUGGGCUGCCGGGUUGAGGCUGAGGGGUUUGUUUGAUUAAAAGGGACGGUGGCUGACAUGGGUGGGUACACAGAUGCCAGCAAUGUUCUGUGGUGGUGCACUCCUUGCAGUGUAAUUUAGUCUAUGUUUGUCACCGAUUUAUUCUGAUGCAUUUCUUUGAUGGCAAUUUGAAGGAGCAUCAAAUUAAUAGCAAGAUGUCUCAAUGACUGCAAAGGAAAUCAUAAUAUUUGAUGUUAUGUUAUUAAGGAAAAUAUCUGCACAAAAUGAAUGACUUAAGCAUUUUCAAAUGUUGAAUACUUAUUUUUGAUUCUUAUUGUGAUCAGUAAGAAACUCUUAUACAUUUGAGUGACUUUUUUUUUUUUUAUAAGGGUUGGUAUCUUUCCUUCCCAAGGGCUGUGAUCAUUGCUUCCUCCCUCUCCCUGUGUCUCAGGAUCCUCUUGUUUUCUCAUCUCUUCCAGCUUUGACGUGCCCUACUGUCCCUCUCAAUGCCCAGCAAGCGUUACUAGCUAAGAUUGUUACGAUGGUCCUGAGGGAACCUUGUUUAGUUUUGUUUUAUUAUGCUCCUCACUGCUUUAAUUCUUACAAAAUGUCCCAUUGCCUGGCUGCCACUCAUGCAUCCUGAUAUCCACAAUCCAAGCACAAACUUUUGAACCUUGCCAUUAUUAAUGUUUUUAUCAUCAUUAUUAUUAUUACUUUAUCAACUGAUGACGUUGGCAGUGUCUAAGCACAUCCAUGAUGAGAGAACCCCCUGUGGGAGGCGGCUGCCUAGGCUUGUUGCUGUUAUGGGUGGGUUAGUGAGUUUAUUUGUUAUCAUUUUCUGUCUACCUAUCUCCAGUGUACCACUCUCUGUGGUGUGUGUGUCACAAUCAUACAUAAUUAGAGUUACGUGUAAUUCUACAAACUAUGCUAGUGUUGUGAUUUUUGUACAAUUUUCUAUACACUCAUCAAAAAGCAGUAUCAGAGAGGUUUGUGACCCAGCUUUUCAGGUUUCAGGAUUAAGAGAAGUUUCCACAUCAAGGGUUAGUUGCUUCCAAAUUAGGAGUAUGUGAUAUAAUUAAUUAUUGAUGUACAUACACAGUCAAAUUUUAUACUCCAUAUAUCCUGAACUACAUGGUUACUUUCUCAUUGUUGAUUUUGAGAUGGAUGUUGUCUUGCAAAACUUGGCUGACACAAGGCUCAUCCUCAGCACACUUGGCUCUCUAGGGUGAAGUGUUUUAAUUGUUACAUGUCCAUGUUGAUUCACCUUAUGGAUAGCAAGGGUUUGCCCCCUGAAAGGAAUGUUAAAGUCUUGUUGGUGUUUAUAUGACAUUCAUGCAACUUUUAAGAACUGUUUGCUGAGGCAGGUUCAUGAGUACAAGGCUUCAUGGCAGUUGAUGGAAUAAGGAGGCAACAAUCUGCUGUCUUGAUGGGAUUCCUUUAUAUGCAUAGCAUACUGAAGGACUGUAUUAAUAGGUGGAGAGUAUUAAAUACCACAAAACCAAAGAAAUGGGCCAACCUUGUUGAAGCAAGUGUUGUCUUUACAACCUUAGAGAGUUUAGGAAUCUAAUAUAUUUAAAUACGUUUAAGUUACACUGUAUGUACUGUGUAAUUUCAACAUUUAAAUUUCCUACAUCAGCGACACAAAGAUAAGCUUGAUGUUGUUCAUUAUUUUGAACACUUUGAAUUUGACUGUGUAUGUAAGUUUGUGAUCGGUCUUCAGGUAUGGAACUAGCAAUAAAUCUAUUGAUUUUGUACAUGUGAAGAAAAUGUUUCUUGUAGUUAUUUUUAAGCAUUUAUAUUUGUAGACAGAUGAAUCUAUAAUUUUUGUUACAAAAUGUUUUGGAAAUUUAAUGAAUAUAUAAACAAUAGCUAUUACAUCAUGCACACUCAGCAUGCUGAUAGCUUUUUCCAGUCUUUCAUGCAUUCUCACUCAUUUUGCCUCUAUGUAUCAGUCAAGGCAGUACGGGCCGUGAUUCGGGUGACUCGUUGCUACACAUUAGGUCCCACAAAGAGGGAAUCUAACAUUGUAAGAGUGACUUAAGCAACUUUCAGGUUAUUAAAUCAAAGAGUUUUCAAGAUCAAGUAAGCCUUAGCCACCACACAACAAAUCCUGCUCAAGUGUGAGGGUGAACCAGUGAACAUUUCUGCAACAAAAACUACUGUGUACCUACCUUGGAACCUCUGCAGACUGUGAACUCCUGAAAUAUUUCCUUGUGGUUGCAGGUCCUUCAAUACUGUGCCAAGUCUGUGGCACAAAGACUGCAGUCUCUAAUCCUUUCCUGGUCAGUAUUUCUUCUUGACAUAGCCACGAAUACUGCCUGUGAAUUAAUUAAAAAAUCUGGUGUGAACAAUGAAGGUAGGAUUCUUAUAAAUUAACACAAAUACUGUACACAGCAGUAUGCAAUAUAGAAAAAGUUACACAAGUCAUCAAAUAUGUCAAUAACACAUGAUUAAAUCAGCAUUGGAUAACUUUUUCUGGCCAAGUUAUUAAUUAUUUGAUCAGUUUUCAGUUCAGGAAUUUAUACUGAUGUGCUGACUAGCCAAUGCACUUAGGAAAUCUAUUUAUCUCCAUUUAUUUGUUCAUCUCUCAUCUUUUUAUCCGGCUGGCAAUCCCACACAGGGUGGCGUAGACAAAGCACAUCUACUUUAUCUACUUAUAUUAAAUCUUCAUUCAUAAUGUAAUUCAUAAUCAAUGUGUCUGAAGAAAAAUUGUGAGGGAGUUCACAGCAGAGAAAAGCAGGGCGGGUUAUAAGACUUAGACGACUCCAUUAGGUAUUACACCAAACAUAGAACUGUUGCUCCUUCAAGGCUCAUUCCUCUAAUGCAGAUGUUGUAGGAAAAUCCUUUCUCUUGCUGAAAUAUUUAGUUACAAAUUGUGAUGGCUCAUUUACUUUCAGCACUUUUGAUGAAUUUUUCAUUGGAAGGCAAGUAAAUUUCCUUCAACAAGUAUUUCUCCUUCAAGUCUUUGUGAAAGGAAUGUGCCAUGAAGCAAGAAGAGCAGUGUUAUGAAGGAAACAUUCUGUGUAAUACUAUGUACAAGGAAUGAGUCAAUACUUACUCAUAGCCCCCUUCAUUAGGUGAAAUUCUUCACUCAUUCCCACCUUUCAGUGAUAAGAAUAAAAAAAUAGCUAUUGAUUGAGGUCUAUAUUUGCCAGCCAAUGGGAUCCACAUUAUAAGCAAUACUUAUGUACCUGUGACUGAGGGCCCACACCAGGUGCUGCAGGUAUUAGGUCCAUGUAUUAAAGCUCUCAAAGGUCUGCUGAUAGCCUGUGCUGUAUGCUUCACUAUUACAUCGCCAGCAAGCACAAACUGUAUGGUCUCCCUUGAGUACCUGUCUGCACCAAAAAAAAAAAAAGUAAAAUCUUUCCAUGCAGACCAUGUAAGAUGUUCCUGUUUAAGAGCUUUGACAAAUGCUCAUUUAUCUUAGGUCUGAAGUAUUUUUAACUCAGAUAUUCUACAACAAUGUAUUCAUAGCAUUAUCAUAUGAUUUUUUUUUCAUUAAGUUGUGAUCUGCAUUCAUGAUUCCUAACUUUGUGAUGUAUAUUUAUGCUUUCCUCAGUGAGAGUGAGGCAGAAAGUGGCAAGUGUUGUGUGGAGUUGUUGAAUGUUAAACACUAUACAUAUUCUGGAUCUAAUUAUGUACAAAAUAGUUCACAAAUAACUUUACUGAAUGGGACGGAUAGUUUUCUGGAACACCAGCACUUUGCUGUGUCAUCUGGCACACUCUCACUGUGGUUGGGGUGAAAUGUUGACCCCUUGUCUCUGAUGCUUUGUUUACUGAGUUGUUACAUUACAUACAUGUCGUAGUCAGAGGCUCAGUUUCAAAGGCUUUGACUAACCUCCCUUUUUUUCCCAUGUUGAGAAAGCACUAGGAUCUUGUAAUUAAUGUACAAGAAAUGAAGCAAAGUUCUUGUGAGAACAGAGUAUGCUUUUGAGAGACCAAUUUUAAGUCCAAUUUAUACAACAUACUGCAAACUGUAUAUUUUUUUAAGAUGGUGUAACUAGAACUGUUGUUUUAACGUAAUGAAGACUUUAAUACUGAAGUUUUAUAUGAUGCCCUGAGACAAGUCAUACUUAAACUGUAGUACAGUACAGUAUUUUUUUCAUUAUGUACAUAAAAGGAAGGUAUGCUGAAACUCCUCUAUGUCAACUAGGAUGUUCUAUUAGCUGGAAUAAUAUAUAUAUAUAUUUUUUUUUUAUCAUGAAACAUUUGCCACAGCAUUAACUGAGUUUUGAAUACAGUGUAUGUAGUGAUGUGUUAUGAUGAUUAUUGAAUGAGUAGUGCAAAUCUACUACAAAGUAGAGAAAUAGAUUUAUGUUACUAUGAACAACUUGUGUCAUAAAGUGUAUAAAUGCUCAUGUCAUGUUCUCAAGUGUAAAGGAAGACAGGAGUACUUAGCAUUGUUGACUAAUGCUGCAAUCAACAUGUGCUCAGAGCCUGUGGAUGUUGCAUGUGUGCUUAUAUUUAGGGCUGUGAUAACCAUACCUAGAGCAUAUCAACACAAGCGAUGCACACUUCAAAGUUCAAUUUGAAAAAAAAAUAAUCUUGUUUAUUUUUGGUGACCUUCCAAAUAUCAUAGAUGACUGGUAAAGGUUGGCUGCUCUUUUCUCUUGUUCUUCUUGAUUCAGAUGUAAAUUAUACAAUGUACAUAGCUUGACUUGGCUUAUGUAUAGUAAUUCAUACCAUAAAGGGAGAGAGCAUUA